AAACCCAGAAGAGAGCCCGUUCUAACGAUAAGAGCCAAAUAGACAGAAAGAUAGAGUGAAGAUCUGGAUCAUGAUGAAGACUCCCAAAGUUCAACAAAUUUCUGAGUGUUUUGUGAAACCUGAGAGUGCCCCAGAAGAAUCGAAGCAACCCCUGUAUUUGGGUCCAUGGGAUCUAGUAAUGCUGUCCGUCCACUAUAUCCAAAAGGGUGUUCUCUUCUCCAAACCAAACCAAGAUUAUGAUGAUGGAGAUUUCAUGGAAGCUCUUCUGGCCAAGCUCAAGAACUCCCUCUCUCUCACUCUGGUUCACUUUUACCCGCUUGCAGGCCGUUUCAAGACGCUGCUCCAGUCUGAAAAUCCACCUUCGUGUUUGGUUUAUGUGGAUUGCAGCAAUGAAAGCCCCGGAGCCAAAUUCAUCCAUGCAACUCUCGAUAUGACUGUGUCUGAUAUUCUGUCACCCACUGAUGUGCCUUCGGUUGUCCAAUCUUUCUUCGACCAUGACCGAGCAGUCAACUACGAUGGCCACACAGCGAGCUUGCUUUCCAUUCAAGUGACCGAGCUAGUUGAUGGGGUCUUCAUAGGCUGUUCUAUAAACCACGCCAUUGCCGAUGGAACCUCUUAUUGGAACUUCUUCAACAUGUGGUCUGAAGUCUUUCGAGGAACUACAACUAUCUCUCGUCCGCCCAUUUUCAAGCGCUGGUUUCCUGAAGGUCACGGCCCAAAAAUCAGCCUCCCUUACGCGCACCCUGACGAGUUUGUUGACCGAUUCGAAGCACCCGAACUGAGAGAGAGGGUCUUCCACUUCUCGAUGGAAUCAUUAGCAAAACUCAAAGCGAAAGCCAAUGCAGAGUACAACACAACCAAAAUCUCCUCCUUCCAAUCCUUGUCUGCACUUAUUUGGAGGUGCAUAACUAGGGCGCGUAAUCUUCCACCAGAACAAAUUACCAAUUGUAGAUUGGCAGCCAAUAACAGGGCACGAUUGGAUCCACCCAUUUCAGAAAAUUACUUUGGGAAUGCCAUUUAUCCAAUAAGAGGAUUUACCACGGUUGGUGAGUUACUGGAGCAUGAUCUCGGAUGGGUUGCGUGGAAGUUGCAUGAGGCUGUGAGCAACCAUAACGACAAGAGAAUUCGAGGGUUGAUGGAGGAUUGGCUUGAGACUCGGCGUGUGUUUCAACUCGGUCAGCUUGUUGACCCUUUCAGUGUGCUGAUGGGGAGUUCGGCUAGAUUUAAUAAGUAUGGGAUUGAUUUUGGGAUGGGGAAGGCAGUGGCUCUCCGCAGUGGCUUUGGGAACAAGAUGAGUGGGAAAGUGUCGUGCUACCCCGGACACGAAGGAGGUGGAAGUAUUGAUUUGGAGAUAUGCCUUCCGCCGGCUACUAUGUGUGCUCUUGAGUCUGACCCUGAGUUCAUGGAACCCAUUAAUUAUUGAGAAAUGGUAUGGGGCACUACGGGUAUCCAUUAACAAGAGGUAUAAUACUGUUAUUGGUACAAUUCAAUAAUGUGUCUCACAUAUAAUAUUUGAAUUUAAUAAGUAUUAUAAGGUAUUGUUAUUUAACCAUAGGUGUCACCUUAUUGGACACCUUAAGAAGAUGCGAAAUAGUUGAUAAUUUUGCAAAAUAGACAAAGGAGAUCUGAGAGAGAAUCAAAAUGGAGACUAAGUUUUCAUUAUGUCAAAA
Molecule: messenger RNA, 1670 nt
Organism: Humulus lupulus (European hop)
Lineage: Eukaryota; Viridiplantae; Streptophyta; Magnoliopsida; Rosales; Cannabaceae
Exons: 1
Coding region: 71-1423 (450 amino acids)
Source: RefSeq, a predicted model, not a curated record